Molecule: messenger RNA, 1285 nt
Organism: Passer montanus (Eurasian tree sparrow)
Lineage: Eukaryota; Metazoa; Chordata; Aves; Passeriformes; Passeridae
Gene: TYW2
Product: tRNA methyltransferase 12 homolog
Exons: 5
Coding region: 155-1144 (329 amino acids)
Biological process (GO): tRNA methylation
Cellular component (GO): cytoplasm
Molecular function (GO): tRNA methyltransferase activity
Source: RefSeq, a predicted model, not a curated record
UCCGCUUCCGCCCGCACCGAGCUCGGCAGCGGCGCUUUCAAAAAGCGCUCCGGCGGGAAACGCGGCGCCCGCGGCUGCGGCGGGGGAGUGCCGGGACCGCCCGGGACCCCCGGCACCGGGAGCGGCCUCGGGGAUACCGGGAGCGGCCUCGGGGAUGCCCUGCAGGGCCGCCCGCCGCGGCACGCCGGCACGGAGGCUGCGGGACGAGCUGCGGCGGCUGCUGGGGCCCGCCUGGUGCGCCGAGCUGGAGCGGGACGUGCCGCACGCCUGGCACAGGCACGGCGACCUGGUGCUGCUGAGCGAGGACUGCUUCAGGGCCGAGCCCUGGGAGAGGCUGGGCUCGGCGCUCUGGGAGACGGUGGCCUCGGCCCUGGGGGCCCGGCGGGUGGCCAGGCGGGGACGGGUGAUGCCGGACGGGAUGCGCAGCCCCAGGGUCACCCUGCUGCUGGGCCAGCACGGCUGGGUGGAGCACGUGGACAACGGCAUCAGGUACACCUUCGACGUGACCAAGUGCAUGUUCUCCCCCGGAAACAUCACCGAGAAGCUGCGUGUGGCCUCGCUGCCCUGCUCCGGGGAGGUCCUGGUGGAUCUCUAUGCAGGCAUCGGCUACUUCACGCUGCCCUUCCUGGUGCACGCCGGAGCUGCCUUUGUGCACGCCUGUGAGUGGAACAGCCACGCCGUGGAGGCGCUGCACAGGAGCCUGCUGCUGAACGGGGUGCGGGAUCGCUGCCGCAUCCACAGCGGGGACAGCCGGCAGCUGCAGCUGCGGGACGUGGCAGACAGGGUCAACCUGGGGCUGCUUCCCAGCUCGGAGGAAGGCUGGCCGGCGGCCUGCCGCGCCCUGAAGAAGGACACGGGUGGGGUUCUGCACAUCCACCAGAACGUGGAGAGCCGGCCGGCGCCGCGCGGCGCGGAGCUGCUGGCCGGGCGCGGCUCCACGGGGCCACGGCGCCCCACGGGCCUCAGAGCCGAGUGGCAGAGCUGGGCCGAGGGCACGGCCGCACGCAUCCGGGGGCUGCUGGCAGAGCUGCACGGGCGGCCCUGGCGCAGCAGCGUCCUGCACGUCGAGCCGGUGAAGUCCUACGCGCCACACGUGCACCACCUCGUGCUGGACCUCGAGUGCCGGCCCGUGCUGCCCGCUUAGGGGGGCACGGGCACCGCUGGGGCUCCAGCUGCCCUGGGAGGGUGCCCGGCAGUGUCCUGCUGCCAGCCUGCGUGUGCCUUGUGUCCCCCGGUUCCCAGGUGGCAGCAGUGCCUCCCCAUGCCCAGGGAACCAAGGGUUCUG